GUAUCCUUAUAGACUAGCAGAUAAAUGAAACGCGUUAACUUUUGACACAGAAUACUUCUUGUGAGAACCAUGACGCCUUUAACUUUAGACCAGCCAGUUCGCAGCUUCAUAUUUCACGCCAGUGUUUUGGGUUUGAAAAUGUUAUCCAUGUCGUUUCUUACUGCGGUGCAGCGAUUUCGUAAGAGAGCAUUUGCCAAUGAAGAAGACGCAAAGAUUUUAGCCAAGAGCGUAGUGACAUUAACCGAUCCAGACGUGGAGAGAGUGCGCCGAGCCCAUUUAAAUGAUCUAGAAAGUAUUCCACUGUUCUGGAUUUUAGGCGGGUUGUACUUGACGAUCGGCCCGUCUGCUGCUCUAGCUACAACCCUUUUCCGUACAUAUACAGUAAGUCGUAUUGUACACACCGUUGUUUACGCAAUCAUACCAUUACCCCAGCCAGCCCGUGGCAUUGCGUUCGAUAUUUCAUUUCUAAUUACACUUUAUAUGGGAGCUCAAGUUAUAUCACAUUAUAUAAUGAGUUAUUGAAUGCUUCUUUUAUU
Messenger RNA from Colias croceus (clouded yellow), 536 nucleotides. RefSeq names its product microsomal glutathione S-transferase 1-like. Gene Ontology annotation, cellular component: membrane. The transcript has a single exon. The record is from RefSeq and is a predicted model, not a curated record. NCBI's taxonomy places the organism in Eukaryota, Metazoa, Arthropoda, Insecta, Lepidoptera, Pieridae. The coding region runs from base 70 to 522 and encodes 150 amino acids.